Seriola dumerili (greater amberjack) is the source of this 1609-nucleotide messenger RNA. It is a transcript of the gene adcyap1r1b, whose product is annotated as pituitary adenylate cyclase-activating polypeptide type I receptor-like. The record is from RefSeq and is a predicted model, not a curated record. The coding region runs from base 266 to 1609 and encodes 447 amino acids. Gene Ontology annotation, molecular function: vasoactive intestinal polypeptide receptor activity; G protein-coupled peptide receptor activity; peptide hormone binding. Lineage: Eukaryota; Metazoa; Chordata; Actinopteri; Carangiformes; Carangidae. Gene Ontology annotation, biological process: cell surface receptor signaling pathway; adenylate cyclase-modulating G protein-coupled receptor signaling pathway. The transcript has 14 exons. Gene Ontology annotation, cellular component: plasma membrane; neuron projection.
UACAAGUAGGAAGUCCGCAGCGUUUUAUCCCAACUGCAUUUCUGCUGGAAGUUGUGCCCGCGCGGAGCCACCGGAGGAGUCCAGUCCAGUCUUGGACCGUCGCAGCCCCCCGUGAGGGUUUGACUCGUCCCCGGAGGAUCCUCAGCGCAGGAGUUUGCAUUUGGAGAAAAAGACUGACACAAUGAUCCUGAGGUGAGCGGACGGCCUGUUGUGUUUGUCUGUGACGAGCUCGUUGUUCAGAGGAAACUAUUGACUGAGAAACAAAAUGUCUGCUGCUAACAUCAUCCUCACACUCCUCCUCCUCUCAAACUCGGUUUCGAGCCAACAGGUCCCCUCUAACUGUGUGAUCAAGAGGGAGCAGGAGAAAUGCAUGGAAAUGAUGGCUUCAGAUGAUCCUGGGAAUGAUCCAGAGUUUGGUUGUCCGUGGUUGUGGGACAACCUGACGUGUUGGCAGCCGGCCAGGAUGGGCGAGGUUGUCGAGGUCAACUGUCCCGAGCUCUUCUCUCAGUUCAUGAGUGAAGAAGACUUCGAGCUGGGGAAGGUGAGUCGUAACUGCACCGAGUUCGGCUGGUCGGAGGCCUUCCCUCACUACAUCGACGCCUGCCUGUACGAGGAGGGAAACAGCAGCCACCCGGUCAGUGAUAUGUAUUAUGUGUCGGUGAAGGCUCUGUACACUGUGGGCUACAGCACCUCUCUGGUCUCUCUCACCACAGCCAUGGUCAUCCUGUGCAGGUUCAGGAAGCUGCACUGCACCAGGAACUUCAUCCACAUGAACCUAUUUGUGUCGUUCAUCCUGAGAGCUAUUUCUGUCUUCAUCAAAGACGGCGUGUUGUACGCCACAGAGGACAGCGAGCACUGCUUCAUACACACUCUGGAGUGUCGAGCGGUGAUGAUAUUCUUCCACUACUGCGUCCUCUCCAACUACUUCUGGCUCUUCAUCGAGGGCCUGUACCUCUUCACUUUACUGGUGGAGACCUUCUUCCCUGAGAAGAGAUACUUCUACUGGUACAUCAUCAUUGGCUGGGGGACCCCCACCGUGUGCGUGACCAUCUGGGCGGUGCUGAGGCUGCAUUUUGAUGAUAUCGGCUGUUGGGACAUGAAUGACAACGCUGCCAUCUGGUGGGUGAUAAAAGGACCUGUGCUGGCUUCCAUCAUGAUCAACUUUGUUCUCUUCAUCGGCAUCAUCGUCAUCCUCGUGCAGAAGUUACAGUCCCCAGAUAUUGGAGGAAAUGAAUCCAGUAUUUACCUGAGGUUGGCCCGCUCUACUCUGCUGCUGAUUCCUCUGUUCGGGAUUCACUACACUGUGUUCGCCUUCUCCCCUGAGAACUUCAGCAAGAGAGAGCGUCUGGUGUUUGAGCUCGGACUCGGAUCUUUCCAGGGCUUUGUGGUUGCCGUCCUCUACUGCUUCCUGAACGGAGAGGUGCAAUCGGAGAUCAAGAGGAAAUGGCGCAGCUGGACGGUGAACAGGUACUUUGCUGUGGACCUGAAGCACCGGCAUCCUUCGCUGGCGAGCAGUGGGGUGAACGGGGGAACGCAGCUGUCCAUCCUAAGCAAGAGCAGCUCGCAGAUCCGCAUGUCCAGCCUGCAGGCCGAGACCCCGGCCACCUGA